This is a messenger RNA of Phoenix dactylifera (date palm), 1078 nucleotides long. Its product is annotated as large ribosomal subunit protein uL1-like. NCBI's taxonomy places the organism in Eukaryota, Viridiplantae, Streptophyta, Magnoliopsida, Arecales, Arecaceae. Gene Ontology annotation, cellular component: large ribosomal subunit. Gene Ontology annotation, molecular function: structural constituent of ribosome; RNA binding. Gene Ontology annotation, biological process: translation. The record is from RefSeq and is a predicted model, not a curated record.
AGGGGGGGUGUAUAUAGAACCACCCCCCACCGAGGCGCUCUCUGUGAUCAAGGGUUUCUUCGCUUCCAGGAAGGGGAGAAGCUAAUAGGACUAUCCCUUUGAGGAGGAGUUCAACAAAGAAGAACUAUGAGCAAGCUGCAGAGCGACGUGUUGAGGGAGGCUAUCUCUCAGAUUGUUAAUGAUGCUAGGGAGAAAAAGCGCAACUUCACUGAGACCAUUGAGCUGCAGAUUGGGCUAAAAAAUUAUGAUCCGCAAAAGGAUAAGCGGUUUAGCGGUUCUGUGAAGUUGCCACAUAUUCCACGUCCAAAGAUGAAGGUCUGCAUGCUUGGUGAUGCUCAGCAUGUGGAAGAGGCUGAGAAAAUUGGACUGGACUAUAUGGAUGUUGAAGGGCUAAAGAAGAUGAACAAGAAUAAGAAGUUGGUCAAAAAGCUUGCAAAAAAAUAUCAUGCAUUUUUGGCAUCUGAAGCUAUUAUUAAGCAGAUUCCUCGACUUUUAGGCCCUGGUCUUAACAAGGCAGGUAAAUUUCCUACAUUGGUCACACAUCAGGAAUCUUUAGAGGCCAAAGUCAAUGAGACCAAAGCAAUGGUGAAGUUUCAACUUAAGAAAGUUCUUUGCAUGGGAGUUGCUGUUGGGAAUUGCGCAAUGGAGGAGAAGCAGAUUUUUCAAAAUGUGCAACUUAGCGUCAACUUCCUGGUGUCUUUGUUGAAGAAGAAUUGGCAAAAUGUGAGAUGCUUGUACCUGAAGAGCAGCAUGGGCAAACCUUAUCGCGUGUUCUAAGAAAACACAUGCAAAAUCUGGUGCUUGCUUAACAAUACUUGGGUCGAACUGCCCGAGCUUUUUCUUUUUAUUAUGAAGCCUUCUCUUCUCUGUGUCUCUGCUUAGUUUUGCAGUUUGAACUUUCUUUGAAGUGUUUAAGUCGUCUAUCAAGAUGAGAGUUGUUGGAUAAACGUUUCUUAUUAUCUGGAAGUUUUGUUUUUGACCAUAUAUGCGAGAACCUUUGUCGAUGGGUAUGAUUCAAAUUCAGAUAUUGUUGUACCAGUUUGGUUUGCUGCCAUCUUUAAAUGAUAAGCUAAGCUAG